Molecule: messenger RNA, 4259 nt
Organism: Uranotaenia lowii
Lineage: Eukaryota; Metazoa; Arthropoda; Insecta; Diptera; Culicidae
Exons: 1
Coding region: 33-4259 (1408 amino acids)
Biological process (GO): DNA integration
Molecular function (GO): nucleic acid binding
Source: RefSeq, a predicted model, not a curated record
AAGUACUCAUCCAGAAUUGAACCCGAGGAAGAAUGGCAGCAAAUCAAGAACUCCAAGCAGCGAUUUUGCAGAUGACGAAACUUCUCCAGCGGUUGGCCGUUCCACAAGCAGCAAACCCAGAGCAAGUGUUGGAAUCGCUGUCCACCAACAUCUGCGAGUUCAGGUUCGAUCCGGAGAACGGCACCACAUUCGAAAAAUGGUUCGCCCGUUACUCGGAUUUGUUCGAAAGCGACGCACGCAGUCUCGACGAUGCAGCAAAGGUUAGGCUCCUGCUCCGAAAAUUGGACACGUGUUCCCACAGUCGCUACGUGAACUACAUCCUUCCUCAAUUGCCGAAGGACAUCCCUUUUGCUGACACCAUCAAGACACUGCAAAAGAUCUUCGGUAGGCAAACAUCCGUUUUCAACAAGCGCUACCAGUGCCUACAGCUGGUGAAAUCGGAAGCUGACGACAUCAUUUCCUACGGCGGUCAAGUCAACAGAGCAUGCGAGGAGUUCGAAUUUCAAAAUUUGAGCAUCGACCAAUUCAAAUGCUUGAUUUUUGUCUGCGGUCUCAAAGCACCACGUUACGCCGACAUUCGAGCAAGACUGCUUUCCCGCAUCGAAGGAGGAACGGACGGAGCUCCGGUGACAAUUCAAACUCUUAUCGACGAGUUCCAGCGAAUUGUCAAUCUCAAGUCGGACACCACGAUGAUAGAACAUCCAUCAAGUUCCAACAAAUCGGUCCACAGCAUUUCGGAGAGGAAAUCCGGCAUCCAACAACGUCCAUCGAAAACGGAAAAUAAGUCCACACCUCGCACUCCCUGCUGGCAGUGUGGACAAAUGCAUUUUGUUCGCGACUGUCCCUUUUCCGACCAUCUCUGCAAGGCAUGCAACCGCAUCGGUCACAAAGAAGGCUACUGUGGCUGCAUGAGAAAGUCAGGCGAUUCUUCUAUCAAACCCCAAGCGAAAAAGAAGAAGCACUUCCACAAGAAGGUUGGCUCCAGAACCGAAGCCAAGGGCAUUUACGUGAACCACAUCGCAAACAGUUCCCGGAAGCGCAGGUAUGUGACUGUCACCAUCAAUCAGGUCGCUAUCUCGCUGCAAUUAGAUUCCGCAAGCGAUAUCACCGUAAUUUCCAAGGCAACGUGGCACCAGCUUGGCAAACCGAAACUUACACCAUCAUCGAUUGAAGCAUCCAACGCAUCCGGUGGUCGACUCAAUCUCAUCGGCGAAUUCAAUUGCGAUGUCACCCUCAACGGCAUGAGCAAGAGUGGCCAAUGUUUUGUUACGUCAUCACCAGACCUCAACGUGCUUGGAAUUGAUUGGAUCGACAUGUUCAACCUUUGGUCGGUUCCAUUCGACACCCUCUGCAGUCAAAUUUCAUCGAUCUCCAAGCCAUGUUUCGAGGAAAUAACAUCACAGCUUCAAGCAACACAUCCGACGGUUUUCGACAACUCGCUGGGCCACUGCAAGAAAACAAAGGUAAAACUUUUUCUUAAAUCUAACGUCAAGCCUGUUUUCUGUUCGAAGCGACCAGUUCCAUUCAACACCAUUUCACUUGUGGAUGCUGAGCUAACACGUCUACAAUCGCUCAACAUCAUCACGCCGAUCGAUUUUUCGGAGUGGGCCGCUCCGAUAGUAGCAGUACGCAAGCCGAAUGGUAAAGUUCGCAUCUGUGCGGACUAUUCUACUGGACUCAACGAAGCGCUGGAGAGUAACCACUAUCCUCUACCUGUCCCAGAGGAAAUUUUCGCUCAGCUGAAUGGAAGUUCGAUAUUCAGCAUCAUCGACCUUUCUGAUGCGUAUCUGCAGGUGGAGGUAGACGAGGAAUCGAAAAAGCUUCUUACCAUCAACACACAUCGGGGGCUUUUUCAAUUCAACCGCCUCGCUCCCGGGGUGAAGUCAGCACCUGGGGCAUUCCAACGGCUGGUUGACACAAUGAUUGCCGACAUUCCUGGUGUUCGGUCAUUCCUCGACGAUGUCAUCAUAUUCGGACCAACCUGGGAAGCACAUAAAGCGUCAUUGGAUCAACUACUUCAGCGAUUGGAGGAAUAUGGGUUCCACGUCAAGAUGGAAAAGUGCCACUUUUUCCAAACUGCAAUCAAAUACUUGGGGCAUAUCAUCGACAACAAGGGCAUCCGCCCUGAUCCAGAAAAGCUCCAAGCCAUCGCCUCCAUUCCAGCACCGACCAACGUUUCCGAACUGCGCUCAUUCCUGGGAGCCAUAAAUUUUUAUGGUAGAUUUGUCCGUAACAUCCAUGAACUUCGACAUCCACUCGACCAGCUACUUAAGAAAGAUGCGAAGUGGCAGUGGAACAACGAUUGUCAACGAUCAUUCCGGCGAUUUAAGGAAAUCCUGCAGUCCGAAAUGUUGCUGACUCAUUACGAUCCGAAGCUACCAAUCAUCGUGGCUGCGGACGCUUCAAGUACGGGCAUCGGUGCAGUCAUUUUCCACGAAUUUCCAAAUGGGCACCUAAAGGCAAUUCAGCACGCAUCAAGAUCCUUAACUGCAGCAGAGCAAGGCUACGGGCAGCCGGAAAAGGAAGCACUUGCGCUUACGUACGGUGUGACGAAAUUCCACAAGUACCUACUGGGUCGACGAUUCACUCUUCUCACGGACCACAAGCCGCUACUAUCCAUUUUUGGUUCGAAGAAGGGAAUUCCGUUGCAUACCGCAAAUCGACUUCAAAGAUGGGCGCUGAUGCUGCUCAAUUACGAUUUCGACAUCCGUUACGUUUCCACCAACGAAUUCGGUUGCGCUGACAUGCUGUCCAGAUUGAUCGACCGUACCAAGCAGCCAGAGGAGGACUACAUCGUUGCAGCGAUCUCGCUCGAAGAAGACAUGGUGAGCAUAAUUCAUGACACUGUCCAUCAAGUCCCAGUUUCAUUCGCAGCUAUCCAAACCGCAACGAAGACAGACAAAGCGCUACAGGCAGUGCUUAAGUUCAUCCGUGAUGGCUGGCCAACCGAUCCACAGUCAAUCACAAAUCCAGACGUGCGUUCCUACUUGAACAGGCGCGACUCCCUCACCCAUGUCGACGGGUGUAUUUUGUUCCACGACAGAGUAGUCGUUCCGAGCAAAUUUCGAAAACAGAUCCUGAAUCAGUUUCAUCGUGGACACCCUGGUAUGGUUCGCAUGAAGUCGAUUGCACGCAGUUUUGUCUAUUGGCCAGGAAUAGAUAAGGACAUCGAGGAUUUUAUCCGGCGGUGCACUCCAUGCUGCACAGCUGGGAAAACACCUACCAAAUCAACGCCCGAAUCUUGGCCCAUGCCCGACAAGCCGUGGUCACGUAUACACGUGGACUAUGCAGGACCUGUGGACGGAUUGUACUUCCUGGUGAUUGUGGAUCCUUACACCAAAUGGCCGGAAGUGUACGCAACAAGAACCACAACGACGAAAACAACAACGAAGCUACUUUCCCAGUCGUUCUCAACAUUCGGUGUUCCGGAAACCAUCGUCUCGGAUAACGGUACCCAAUUCACUAGCCACGAGUUCCAGGUUUUCUGUGAAAAGCAAGGUAUCCGCCACAUCCGAACAGCACCGUACCAUCCUCAAUCCAACGGGUUAGCUGAACGUUUCGUGGACACGCUGAAACGCACGCUCCGGAAAAUUCGCUCCGGGGGAGAAACACUGGAGGAAGCACUGCUGAUUUUUCUCCAAGUUUACCGAACAACACCAACAGCAGAUCUCGGUAACAAAUCUCCAGCAGAAAUAAUGUUCGGUAGGUCAAUCCGAACUGUUUCGUCGAUUCUUCUACCAACCACAUGCAUUCCAGCAACGCAGACUGAACAGCAAACCGUCAAGAAUGGUGCAGUCUCAAGGCAGUUCGCUCCUGGUGAUUCUGUGUACGUCCAGGCUCAUCAAGGUAAUGCAUGGCAGUGGCAGGCCGCCACGGUCAUCGAACGAAUUGGAAGAGUCAACUACAACGUUUUCCUUCAAGAUCGUCAACGACUCAUCCGCUCACACAUCAAUCAACUGAAGCAUCGUGUGACCAAGACUGUUCCCGAUCCAGGUGCAAACCAAGACCCGAGUCCAUUAUCAGUGUUUGUCGACGGAUUUGGUCUUGAGGUGCCAACUCGAGCCGUUCCAGCAGUAGUACCGAAUCCACCACCCAACGGAGACGUGGACUCUGACGGUUCAGAGUACUAUUCGGAUGGAAGCAGCGAAAACGACGAUCCGCCUCAGCCAGAUCCAGUGCCAGUUCCGGUUGCAACUCCUGUGAGGGAACGACGACAAACCCGGUUGCCAACGAGGUUCGAGCCGUACUGGAUGGCUUAA